Molecule: messenger RNA, 2419 nt
Organism: Tachysurus vachellii
Lineage: Eukaryota; Metazoa; Chordata; Actinopteri; Siluriformes; Bagridae
Exons: 2
Coding region: 133-1752 (539 amino acids)
Cellular component (GO): membrane
Molecular function (GO): GTP binding
Source: RefSeq, a predicted model, not a curated record
UACAUUUUACCUGCUUCAGUGAGUGUUAAAAACUCUUGACAGCAUUUUUUUCUUUUGGUAAACGCAAUAUUGAUAGAUAUUUGUGGUGGAUUGGUUCCAGUUCUGAAAUUUUGCAGUGUUUUCCAAGAGGAAAUGGAAAGAAAACUUCCAGAAGAUCAGAUAAAAUCUGUGUUGGCUCAAUGGAGAUUUUCCUGGCAGUCAUCUGGGUUUAAGGAUAGGCUUGUGACAGCACUGGAACUUUAUGAACAUUUCCCAUUAGAUAUAGCUGUCACUGGAGGUACAAAAUCAGCAAAUGCAAGGCUUGCUUCUGUUGUCUGUGGAUUAAAAGAGAAACAGGAAGAAGAAGAAGAAGAAGAAGAAGAAGAAACAGAUGUAUAUGAAGACAGUGAUGAGCAAGAGGAUGAAGAUGAGGAAGAUGAUGGAUCAAGCAUUAAGCCAUCUGUUAAGGUCUGUGUUGAAAAAAAAUCCCUCAUGAAAUUUACAGAUAACUUUGCAGAAGACAGUCCUGGCUCUUCUGAAGUGCUUUUCCACCCUCAAAUUCCCAAUGUCCGCGUUUUUACAGUACAGAGAUGUUCUAGUCCCUCUCAGGACAGCUAUGAUAUACUGGUUGUCCUCACAACAGAGUUGCACCAGGAGGACCAUAUGAGGCUCACCAUGGAGCAAUGUGAGAAGAACAAGUCCUUGUAUCUGGUUAAAGCUGAACAAGAAAUGGAUCUUGUCCGUGAAAAGCUGGAUGGACCCUGCAAGACCUGUGCAUGGGAACGAAUGAGAGCUCGCACUGUGGAGUUUCAGAAGAAACACAAGGUGGAAUUUGAAUCGGCCGAGAAUACAAAGCACCAACAGACAUCCCAAGGUCCUUUUCCUUUGGGUAUUAAGCUUUGGGAGCUGGAGGAGAUUGCAGAAGUUCUGGUGAAAGCUAUACCUCAACUGCGCAAGAAGGCAUUCACUAAGUUUUUGGUGGAUCUUACAAGUGAACAUAGAGGAUCCCUGGAAAACCCUGCUUUUAAAAACAGCAAGAUGAGCCAGGAAGACCUAGACAGAAUUUCUGUGGUGUUUCAAUCCCAGGAUCUCACCGACCAACCCUCCAAACUGCUCUCCAUUUUUAACACCCUGGAGCACUUCCGGCUAGAUGUAGGUCUACUAGGAGAGACGGGUUGUGGCAGCUCCAGCUUGUUCAACUCCUUCCUGGGCCUGAAGAAUGGGGAUAAGGGAGCUUCCCCAGUUGGGGUGUUUGAAACCACAAAGACGCCUGUGACAUAUCCAUACUCCGAAUACCACAAUGUUCUUUUGUGGGAUCUCCCAGGCUUAGGACACACAGAAGAUUUUACAACGGCAUCUUCUUCUAACUUUACAUUACACCAUGUUCCUCCAAUACCUUCAAUACCUCCCUGUGAUGUUUACUUCGUGGUCUCACCCCUGAGGCUCAAUUUGGGGUACAUCCAGCUGUUGAAACACCUUUUGUCGAAGGGAAAAUCUUGCUAUAUUGUCCUGUCCAAGGCUGAUUUGAUUGAGGAGAAAUUAGUUGAAGAAGUAAGGAGAUGGAAUGAGGAGAUUUUGGAUAAGCUAGGUCUGAAACAGAAUGUCUAUCUAGUCUCUGCACUCCAUCCAGAUACCCUGGAUUUGCCCAAAAUGAGAAGAACUUUCAAUGAUGCACUAGAAAACCAUAAGAAGGUUGCUCUGGCUAAUUAUUUGACAAAUCUAUUGGAGCAGGAUGUGUUUUGGAAGAGGGCUGACCAUUGCAAAAUAAACUAACUUCAUGGAAUGAGUUACCUUUUCACCACUGUAUAAUUAAGGUAUUCCUCCAAAUUGAUGGUGCUUCAUGGUGUUUCAUUCAUGGUACAUCACAAGCCAAUGGAACAUAGUUGGACAUGCUCUCUAGGUGAGUGGGAUGACAUACUCUCUCUCUCUCCUUUGUGAAUCACAGCAAUACUAGUCAAUCUUGGGUGUUAGAAGAGUGUCUGUUUUGAGUUUUGCUGCCCUGUGCUGCCCUUUUUUUUCACCCUUCCUUGUUGGCAACAUUAGAAUUGUCUGCCAUUCAAAUCACAUGUUUAUGUUAUUGCUUUUAUUCUAAUACUUACUUAAUUCUUUAGUAACAGCUUACACAAAAUCUUACACUUGACAUGAAUUAUUAUUUUAGUUUUUUUUUAAGUGUGGAAUUUACUGUAAAGUAUGUUGUAAAGUUGUAAAAAACGUUCGGACAAAGUCUCUAGCCAGUACUUUAUAAUAGUUAGAAGUAAAGCUGUAAGUUUCACACCUGGGUUAGUGGGUGAGAAUUGUGUCUUUUCUGUAACCUGGCAGGCAUUUUUGUCUUAUUAGCUUGAAAAAUUAUAAACAGUCUGAUGAGGAAAUGAUAACAAGAACUAACUUGUUUUACAGAUGUUCCACAACAUUAAAAGCAACAAUAAAUGGUUAAAAAGAA